UUAAAUCAAGGCCAAUGAACCAAAGCGGAGACGUAUCACUAUAUGGUUAUGGAAGCAUUGCAUGGAAGAAUGCAGAAAAUUGGAAGAAAAGGCUUAAUAUGCAGCAAAAAAAAGGAGUAGGUAACUGUGCUCUUCAAAGAAAUAAUUUGGAUUUUGAUGAAUGUGAAGCUGAUGCACUCAUAAUGGAUGAAGCAAGACAACCCCUUUCAAGAAAACUACCAAUAGCAUCAAAGAAGAUCAACCCGUAUAGAUUAGUCAUAAUUCUUAGGCUCAUCACCAUCUGCUUCUUCUUCCAUUAUAGACUUCUAAAUCCAGUAACAAACGCCUACGCAUUAUGGCUCACAUCAGUCAUUUGUGAAUUCUGCUUUGCAAUUUCAUGGAUAUUGGAUCAGCUCCCAAAAUGGCAUCCGAUCGAGCGAGAAACUUUCCUCGAUCGCCUUUCUUUGCGGUAUGAGAAUGAAGAAGGAAAGGAAGAGUCUCAAUUAGCAGAUAUAGAUGUUUUUAUCUGCACAGUGGAUCCUAAGAAGGAGGAUCCUCUCAUGGCUGCCAAUGCAGUUUUGUCCAUACUUUCUGUUGAUUAUCCGGCUGAUAAAGUUUCGUGCUAUGUGUCGGAUGAUGGAGCUGCCAUGCUCACUUUUGAGGCGCUCUCUGAAACAUCACUGUUCGCUAAAAAAUGGGUUCCAUUCUGCAAGAAAUUUAACAUUGAACCUCGUGCCCCAGAAUGGUAUUUCAGUCAGAAAAUGGAUUAUCUGAAAGGCAAAAUAGAUCCGGCGUUUGUUGGGGCGAGACGUGCAAUGAAGAGAGAAUAUGAGGAGUUUAAGGUUCGGAUCAAUGGGUUGAUUUCUGCGUCUCACAAAGUUCCUGAAGAAGGUUGGACAAUGCAGCAUGGAGCUCCUUGGCCGGGAAAUAAUGCGCAGGAUCAUCCAGGAAUGGUUCAGGUAUUUCUGGGUCAUGGUGAUUCGCUUGACGCAAAUGGAGAUAACCUACCACGUUUAGUUUAUGUAUCUCGUGAAAAAAGACCAGGUUUUAAUCACCAUAGAAAGGCUGGUGCCAUGAAUGCUCUGAUACGAGUUUCAGGAGUAUUAUCAAAUGCUCCUUUCAUUUUGAACCUGGAUUGCAGACACUAUAUCAACAACAGUAAAGCUUUAAGAGAAGCCAUGUGCUUUAUGAUGGAUCCCACCUCAGGAAGAAAGGUUUGCUUUGUGCAGUUUCCAUACAAAUUUGAUGGGACUGAUCAAAACGACAAAUAUUCUGACCGUGUAGUUUUCUUUAACAUUAACAUGAGAGCUCUUGAUGGGAUCCAAGGACCAAUCUUUCUAGGCACUGGAUGUGUUUUCAGACGGCAAGCUUUUUAUGGAAUUGAUGCUCCGGUUAAGGAGAAAAACGAGAGAAAGACACGAAAUUGCAAGUCAAAAUGUUGCUUUUUAGGUAGGAAAAGGCAUAAAAAUAAGGGGAACAAGAAAUCUCUGAAUCAGAAUAGGGAGAUAUCAGCGCUGGUUCAUUCACUUGAGACAAUCCUUGAGGAAGCUGGAGGAGAAGUUUUAGAGAAGUCUUCCUUAAUGCCUUUGGAAGGGUUUGAGAAGAAAUUUGGCCGAUCACCAGCAUUUAUAGCUUCCACACUAACAGAAAAUGGUAGGAUUUCAAUGGCCGUAAGUUCUGCUUCAGCUUUGGAGGAAGCAUUGCAUGUUAUAAGCUGUGGUUAUGAGGACAAGACUGCAUGGGGAAAGGAGGUUGGAUUUAUGGAUCGAUCGCGGAGGACGUGUUGACUGGCUUCAAGAUGCAUUGUCAUGGUUGGCGAUCUAUUUUCUGCAUGCCUAGAAGAACAGCAUUUAAGAGCUCUGCUGUGACAGAUCUUUCAGAAUAU
Messenger RNA from Phalaenopsis equestris, 1864 nucleotides. RefSeq names its product cellulose synthase A catalytic subunit 2 [UDP-forming]-like. NCBI's taxonomy places the organism in Eukaryota, Viridiplantae, Streptophyta, Magnoliopsida, Asparagales, Orchidaceae. Gene Ontology annotation, cellular component: trans-Golgi network; plasma membrane. The record is from RefSeq and is a predicted model, not a curated record. Gene Ontology annotation, biological process: cellulose biosynthetic process; plant-type primary cell wall biogenesis. Gene Ontology annotation, molecular function: cellulose synthase (UDP-forming) activity.